This is a messenger RNA of Aspergillus bombycis, 2646 nucleotides long. RefSeq names its product DNA ligase (ATP) CDC9. The coding region runs from base 1 to 2646 and encodes 881 amino acids. NCBI's taxonomy places the organism in Eukaryota, Fungi, Ascomycota, Eurotiomycetes, Eurotiales, Aspergillaceae. Gene Ontology annotation, cellular component: mitochondrion; nucleus. The record is from RefSeq and is a predicted model, not a curated record. The transcript is spliced from 4 exons. Gene Ontology annotation, biological process: DNA biosynthetic process; Okazaki fragment processing involved in mitotic DNA replication; lagging strand elongation. Gene Ontology annotation, molecular function: DNA binding; DNA ligase (ATP) activity; ATP binding.
AUGGCAGAUUCAAAAGGCCGGAAGCAGGCUACGCUGGGGCGAUUUUUCGGCUCGAAUGCGGACCCCAAAGAAGCACCUAAGAAACAGACUACACUUUCUUUCUCUGGCAAGAAAGAUAAGGCUGAGAAAGUUGCGACGAAAUCAGCGACAACACACGAUUCUUCAUCUGCAGAUGGAGAGGGCGCCAAUGGGGCGGAAAGUGAAGUUACUACAAAAGCAGAUGUAGUUGAGACUAAGCCAAAGCCAGCUCCGGAAAACGGACAUAAUGACUCUAAUGACCUGAAAAGGAAAGAGAGUGAGGAAGAAGCCAGUGACAGUGAUGUUCAGCCUGCGCAGAAACGGAGACGGAGGACUUCACGAAGCCAGGAAGGAACCCCUUCUCCGAAGAAGAAAUCUAAGACUCCAUCUCCUAAGCGCUCCACAUCCAAAAAAGACAUUAAACUCGAAAAGACAGAGCAGCCGGCUGUUGUAAAGGAAACGUCGGGGGAGGAGACUCCUGAGGAAGACAAAUCUGAGGAGGAAGCGUUGUCGGCCAGUGAAGACGAGGAGAAGCCCGAGGCGAUGAAGAAGACCAUGGAAAAAGUGCAGGCUACGUUGAAAGCGAGCGGCAGUGAGCCAUAUCCGGACUGGAAGCCUGGGACCCCCGUUCCUUAUGCAGCAUUGUGCACGACCUUCUCACUCAUCGAAAUGACCACCAAACGAUUGGUGAUUCUUGCCCAUUGCUCUCUGUUUCUUCGCCAAGUCCUUCGGUUGACACCUGAGGACCUCCUUCCUACAGUUCAGCUUAUGAUCAACAAACUAGCUGCCGAUUAUGCCGGAAUCGAACUGGGAAUUGGCGAGUCUCUGAUCAUGAAAGCCAUUGGCGAGAGUACCGGCCGCAGUUUGGCGGUCAUCAAGGCAGAUCAGCACGAGAUUGGAGACCUAGGCUUGGUGGCAGCUAAGAGUCGGUCGAACCAGCCUACCAUGUUUAAGCCGAAGCCAUUGACAGUCCGGGGAAUCCAUGAAGGUCUCCUGGGUAUUGCUAAAGUCCAGGGCCACGGUUCUCAGGACAAGAAAAUCUCCGGUAUUAAGAAGCUUCUCUCUGCUGCCGACCCUGAAACAGCGGGAAAGGGUAGCAAAGGUGUGGAUAUCACGAAGAACAAGGGUGGCCCCAGCGAGGCCAAGUUUAUUGUUAGGUUUUUGGAAGGGAAAUUAAGGCUAGGGUUGGCAGAAAAGACCGUUCUUGUCGCCCUUGCUCAAGCAGUGGUGACUCAUGAAGCCGCCCUCCGAGGAGAGAAGACUCCUUCUCCCGAAAAGUUGGCUGAAGGCGAGGCUAUCUUAAAGACGGUGUACAGCGAAUUACCCGCUUAUGAGAUUAUUAUUCCCGCCAUGCUUGAGAACGGCCUGUCCAAGCUCCACGAGACUUGCAAGCUACAGCCCGGUAUCCCGAUUAAGCCUAUGCUUGCUAAGCCGACGAAAUCCAUCACCGAAGUCCUUGACCGUUUCGAAGGAAAGGAAUUUACUUGCGAGUAUAAGUACGACGGAGAGAGAGCACAGAUUCACUACGUGGCACCAGACGCAACCCACAACUACCCGGAAGCACAGCACACAUUACAAAAGGAUGGCAAAGGCCUCGCUGCCAUUUUCUCUCGUAACUCCGAAGACCUGUCGAAGAAAUACCCAGAUGUGCUGGCUAAGCUCGACAGCUGGAUCAAAGACGGCGUGAAGAGCUUCGUCUUGGACUGCGAGACCGUUGCUUGGGAUACGGUGAACAAGAAGGUUCUACCCUUCCAGCAGCUGAUGACCCGCAAACGCAAGGAUGUGAAGGCAGAAGACGUCAAGGUCAAAGUCUGUGUAUUUGCCUUUGACCUCUUGUUCUUAAAUGGAGAGCCUACUGUCAAGAAGUCACUCCGCGAACGCCGAGAACUCUUACAUGACGCAUUCCAGAUUACGGAAGGCGAAUUCCAGUUCGCUCAGUUCGGUAACACCAAUGUACUGGAUGAGAUCCAGGAGUUGCUGGACGACAGUGUCAAAGCGUCGUGCGAAGGUUUGAUGGUCAAGAUGUUGGACACGAACGAAAGUGGCUACGAGCCGAGCAAGCGGAGUCGGAAUUGGCUCAAGGUCAAGAAGGACUACCUUAGCGGUGUCGGUGAUUCGCUUGACCUAGUCGUUCUCGGUGCUUACUACGGGCGAGGCAAGCGUACCUCCGUCUAUGGUGCCUUCCUUCUGGCGGCGUACAACGCCAAUACGCAAGCCUACGAGUCAAUUUGUAACAUUGGCACCGGGUUUUCCGAAGCUAACCUCGAGGAGCUUCACAAAGAGCUGUCUCCCCUGGUCAUUGAUCGACCCAAGCCGUUCUACACUCAUUCGACCGUCCCCAAGGAUCAGCCUGACGUCUGGUUUGAGCCUCGGCUGGUUUGGGAAGUGAAGACCGCCGAUCUGACGCUCAGCCCACGAUAUCAAGCUGCGGCUGAUGAGUUUGUGGGUACGACCGGUGGAGGCAAGGGUGUUUCUCUCCGCUUCCCCCGGUUCAUCAAGUCACGAGAGGACAAGAAGCCGGAGCAGGCGACGACGACGCGGCAAGUAGCCGAGAUGUAUCGGAAACAGGAGGCGGUCGCGAAGGAAAAUGCGGGUAAGAAGGGAGUGGACGAUGAUUUUGAAUAUUAG